This is a messenger RNA of Brassica napus (rape), 927 nucleotides long. Its product is annotated as glutathione S-transferase T3-like. NCBI's taxonomy places the organism in Eukaryota, Viridiplantae, Streptophyta, Magnoliopsida, Brassicales, Brassicaceae. The record is from RefSeq and is a predicted model, not a curated record. Bases 1 to 927 code for a protein of 308 amino acids. The transcript has a single exon.
AUGGAUUCAAGCAAUCCUGAUAUGGAUUCAACGAAUCCAUAUAGCCAGUAUCGUAGUUAUGUAGGGCUUCUUAACAGCCAAAGAGAAAAUGUAGUUCAUCAAAACUUUUCUUAUGAAAGUUUUCCCUCUAGUGCAAACCUUGGAUCCUCUGAAAUCCCUCCGUUAAGUUCUCAACAAUCUGAAGCUCCAGCUGUACCUGAAGACACACCCGCGGAGCGUCGGGAGAGAAAGAAAUGGUCUCCAGCUGAUGACGAGGUUCUAAUAAGCGCGUGGCUCAACACCUCUAAGGACGCUGUUGUUGGAAACGAACAGAAGUCACGCAACUUCUGGAAAAGAGUAGGACAAUACUACGCAGCAAGUCCUCAUGCCAUACAGGGUGGUGAUGCGAGCUCUCAUAACCAUUGUAAGCAGAGGUGGUCAAAGAUCAACGACCUGACGAACAAGUUCUGUGGAGCAUACGCAGCUGCAGAGAGACAAAUCACCAGCGGACAGAAUGAGAACGACGUUCUAAAGGUGGCUCAUGACAUCUUCUACUCCGACCACAACACAAAGUUUACCUUAGAGCAUGCGUGGUGUAUCUUGAGGUAUGAACAGAAGUGGAUAAGCCUCAACAGUCGUAAAACUACUGCUAAUGGUAAGAGAAAAACAACUGAUGAGCCCGAGACAGUUUCGCAAAGUUCAAGCAUAGAUGUUGGAGAGCAUGAGAUGCGGCCCGAGGGUAUCAAAGCUGCAAAGGCAAGCAUGAAAAAUGGUAUAGGGAAGGCUUUUGAGGAGUAUAAGAGCAUGUGGGAGAUGAAGAUGGGAGAUUUGGCCAUGAAGGAGAGACUAUCCAAGCUCGCCAUUCUUGACACUCUCCUUGCUAAGAAGGAACCACUUAGUGAGAGUGAAGAAAUUGUGAAGAAUAAACUCCUUGCCCAGUAUUUCUAA